Messenger RNA from Linum tenue, 7284 nucleotides. The record is from the annotation of a GenBank genome assembly. Lineage: Eukaryota; Viridiplantae; Streptophyta; Magnoliopsida; Malpighiales; Linaceae.
AUCGGAAAUUCGGAACACAUAAAAUAAAAGAAUCGGAAUCGGAGUCCGGUCUACAGCAACGGACAGCAGUCGGAUUGGCUACGACUGCGAGUAACCAAAUGAAGCCCGCCGUCGUUCUCGUUGGCAAAUAAAUCCACUAGCACCUUGUCCGCCUCCGUCAGCCGGGGGUCUUCCUCACUUCUCAGUUAGGAGCUCGUGUUAUGCCCUCGCAUAAACCCUAGAAAGCUCUUGAAUUCUUUCUUCACUCUCGGCUGAAUAACCAUCUAGGGUCCGAAUAUUAACGACCAAAUAUGGUUCGACCCGAGCCCUGCGUCUUGUUCUCCCAGACCUUCGUCCACCCUCAACUUGACGAGUACGUUGACGAGGUUUUGUUCGGUGAGCCGGUUGUGAUUACAGCUUGCGAGUUCCUCGAACAGAAUGCCUCUUCUACCUCCCGAGCAGUGUCCUUGGUUGGCGCUACUGCGCCUCCUUCAUUUGCUUUGGAGGUAUUUGUACAAUCCGAGGGGGAGACGAGAUUCAGACGCUUGUGCCACCCCUUCCUAUAUUCUCAUUCGUCGUCAAAUGUUUUGGAAGUGGAGGCUGUUGUAACUAACCAUCUAGUUGUAAGAGGCAGCUACCGCAGCCUGAGUUUAGUCAUAUAUGGAAACACGGCAGAGGAUCUAGGUCAGUUCAAUAUCGAGUUUGAUGAUAACUCUUUAACUAAUCUUGUCACUUCCGCCGAGGGAAAGCUGGAAGAUCUGCCUCUGGCACUGCAUUCGAGUUCUAGGGUCAUAACGGAAUCAUUAAUCUCUCUGAAAGUAUUAUCUCUACCUGUCACCGCUCUGGAUUUGCCUAUGGAAGUCAAAAAGUUAUUGCAACUCAUCUCAAAGAUGUUGGAGAUGCCCCUCAUGGAGGAAUCUGUGCAUAAGGUUGUAAGUACCAUGGUCACAGCUGUUUGUUCCCAUGUCGCCCAUGGUUCGUGUCACAAGGUAAUUGAUGGAGGCGGAUCCGAGGAGUUGGAAGAGUUUUCCCAUAUUAUUGAUGAGGCUAAGAACGAGCUUCUUGGAGUCCUUCAGGGUUGUUCAGGAAAUGAUGCAGCCCAGUCAUUGGCAGACGUCAGUUUUCUUGAAUCUGAAGGUGAUGUGGCUACUUCCAAACAGUUGGUGGACAUGUUGGGCUCGUGCCUUUGUUUUGACAAGAACUCUUCUCAACAACAGGAGCCUUUAAAGAAGAAGAACUUCUUGGGCCUGUGUGUGGCCUUUUUAUUGUGCUCUAGCAGAGAAAGUUGCUUCCACUUUGUGAAUCAUGGGGGAAUUGAGCAACUUGGCCACUUUUUCUCUCAUGACAUACGGAAUUCUUCCGCAGUUGUCUUACUCUUACUUGGAGUUAUAGAGCGGGCUACUCGGCAUCCAAUCGGUUGUGAAGGAAUUUUAGGCUGGUGGCCCAGGGAAGAUGAGAAUGUGCCUUCUGGGUUUAGCAAAGGGUAUAGUCAAUUGUUGAAGUUGUUCCUGGAAAAACCACGCCAUGAUGUUGCUUCCCUUGCGACUUACAUCCUUCAUCGUUUAAGAUUCUAUGAAGUUGCUUCUAGAUAUGAGUCUGCUGUUCUAUCUGUGUUGGCCAGUCUGUCUGCUGAUGGAAAUUUAACAAAUCCAAUGGAAAGCUUGCUUGGAAGUGUUAAAUUUCAACUAAAAAAACUCUUGAAAUUGAUCAACUCACAUGGUCCACUUGAAGAUCCUUCUCCGGUGGCUCAAGCAAGUCGAUCCUUGAUUCUCGGUCAAACAGAGGGGCUAUUGUCAUAUAAAGCAACCAGUGGCUUGAUUGGUGCCUCAGAUUGCUCUUUUUUCAACUGUGAUAUUGACUCCCAUCUGCUGGGACUUCUCAAGGAGAGAGGUUUUCUUCCAUUAUCAGCUGCACUUUUAGCAUCGCCUAUUUUGCGCUCAGAAGUCAGUGAUACCAUGGGCACAUUUGUUGAGAUUGCAUCAACUAUUGGGGCCAUACUUCUCGCUCUUCUUAUGCGUCGCUCAGGUUUACUUUUCCUUUCAAAUCACCCUGAACUUUCUACUACCAUAAUUGAUGCUUUGAGGAAUACAAGUGACAUGAAAAUGGAAGAAUGCCUUCCACUCAGAUAUGCAUCGAUUUUAUCAGCGAAGGGUUUUGUUUGUGGCCCUCGGGAAGUGGGAACGAUCAUUGAUAUGCAUUUGAGAGUGGUUAAUGCUAUCGACAGAUUACUUUUACUAACUCAACAUACAGAAGAAUUCUUGUGGGUGUUGUGGGAGCUUUGUGGUCUCUCCAGAUCUGAUUGUGGACGCCAAGCAUUGUUGGCUCUGGGAUGUUUUCCUGAGGUUAUAUCAACUUUGAUUGAAGCUUUAUAUGCUGUAAAGGAAACCGAGCCAGAAGCCAAAAGUGGUGGAGCUUCCCCUAUAGAUGUGGCGAUUUUUCACUCAGCUGCUGAGAUAUUUGAAGUCAUUGUUACUGAUUCAACUGCAUCCUCCUUGAAUUCUUGGAUUGGACAUGUGAUGGAACUCUAUAAAGCCUUACAUUCUUCUUCCCCUGGCUCUAAUAGGAAAGAUGCUCCGAUACGGCUGUUGGAUUGGAUAGAUGCUGGAGUUGUUUACCACAAAAAUGGGGCUAUUGGUCUUCUUAAGUAUUCUGCUGUGUUAGCAUCUGGAGGGGACACACAUGUAACAUCUGCUUGCACUCUAGCUUCAGAUUUAACAGAUGUUGAAAACGUGGUGGGGGAUGCUACUGGUGGUUCUGAUGUGCAUGUCAUGGAAAAUCUGGCAAAAAUUGUUUCCGAGAAGACAUUUGAUGGUGUUACACUUCGCAACUCUGCAAUAGCACAGUUGACGACAGCCAUUAGAAUAUUGGCUUUCAUUUCAGAAAAUUCAACUGUUGCCGCAAGUCUGUACGACGAAGGUGCUCUGACAGUGAUCUAUGCUACUGUCAUGAACUGCAGUUUCAUGCUGGAAAAGUCAUCAAAUAUCUACGAUUAUCUUGUCGAUGAGGGGGCAGAAGGCAAUGCGACAUCUGAUUUGUUAUUGGAGCGUAACCGUGAGCAAAGCUUAGUCGAUCUUUUGGUUCCUUCUCUGGUGUUGCUGAUUACACUUCUGCAGAAGUUGCAGGAAGCAAAAGAACAGCAUAGGAACACAAAAUUGAUGAAUGCGCUACUCCGCCUUCACCGAGAAGUUAGUCCGAAGCUUGCUGCAUGCACAGCAGAUUUGUCGUCUUCGUAUCCUGACUCUGCACUUGGUUUUGGAGCCGUCUGCCAUCUGACUGUGUCAGCUCUUAGCUUCUGGCCGGUAUAUGGAUGGACACCUGGCCUUUUCCACUCCCUUCUCGCAAAUAUUCAAGCAAACUCACUGCUGGGUUUGGGCCCAAAGGAAACAUGCAGCUUGCUUUGUCUUUUGGUAUGCAAACUCCAGAAUUAUCUGUUCCCUGAAGAAGGUGUUUGGCUUUGGAAGAAUGGAAUGCCCUUGUUAAGUGCUCUAAGAACGCUGGCUGUGGGAACAUUGUUAGGUCCACAUAAAGAAAGACAGAUCAACUGGUAUCUAGAGCCUUCCCACCGAGAGAAAUUGCUCAACCAGUUGACCCCACAACUUGAGAAAAUUGCCCUGAUUAUCAGACAGUAUGCCGUAUCCAGAUUGGUUGUCAUCCAAGACUUGCUCCGGGUCUUCGUAAUUCGGAUUGGUUGCCAAAAACCGGCCAAUGCUUCUGUUCUUCUCCAGCCUAUGCUAUCCUCUAUUCGUCACCAUCUCUCUGAUUUUGCUUCUCUGUCACAGAUAGAUGUUUACAGGGUUUAUAGGUACCUUGCAUUUCUUGCUAGUGUACUGGAGCAUCCACGUGCGAAGGUGCUGUUAUUGGAGGAAGGCAUUGCUGACCUGUUAAGUGGGACUCUGGAGAGGUGUUAUAAUGCCAUUGAUUCAGAUGAAAGUCAGCUCCCAGAGAGCAAAAGUCUUGCAAAAUCUGGCGUUGCUCUGAAUAUGUGGUGCCUUCCUGCAUUCAAGUCCAUCUCUUUGCUUUGUGGUUCUCAAGCAUCUUCACUGUACUCUGGACAGCAUGACUUCCGUUCUGCAAGCUUUAGUUCUCAGGACUGUUCACUGAUUCUACCCUAUCUCUUGAAUUUCUGUCAGGUCUUGCCAGUUGGAAGAGAAUUGCUUUCCUGUCUAAUGAGUCUUAAGGAAAUGGGUAGUUGCAGUGAAGGCCGGAGUGCUUUGUUGACCUCUUUGAGUAGUGUCGUCAAUGGAACACCUAAGGAGGUAGAAUCACAAAAAGGUGAUGAAAUGAAUGGAAAUCGUAGCGGUGAUGUUUACGGAUGGAGCAAGAACCCUGCUCUGUUGCAUUGCUGGAUGAAAUUGCUCAAGUCUGUUGAUUACUCGGAUGGAUUAUCAACUUGUGCAGUGGAGGCUAUCAAUGCAUUAUCAGUUGGGUCAUUGAGUUUCUGCGUCAAUGACAAAAGUUUGAACUGGAAUGCUGUGGCUGCAAUAAAAUACCUUUACGGCAUCCCAAAUGACAUGGAUGAGACAGACAGCCUUUCAGAAGCCUUAACUUCCAUAGAGGAAACAACUACAGUGCUGAAUUCAAAGAUUACCAACAACUACCAUGUCUCUGUGCAAGCCACUCUUUAUCAGGCUCUAGAAUCUGCCAACUCAUUAUUGUUACUGUUGCAAAAGCCCAUCGGUUCUGUAACACUGGAUGAAAUUGGAUUUAGUACGGAUGCUUUGCUCUCUACUGAUGUUCUUGUUUCACCAAAUGUAAAUGACGAUAUUGAUGAUCACUGUCUUCAGCUUGGGGGUCUUGGAGACAAGUUUGUAUGGGAAUGUCCAGAGACGAUGCCUGACAGAUUAUCACAAAACCUUCCUGCGAAACGGAAAUUAUCAUCUGUGGACAGUUCUGGCAAGCGAGUGAAGGGUGAAAGUUCAGUGGUCGAAAUAACAGGACAGAAUUCAUUUGCUCGGGGGAUGGGCCCAUCUACCACCUCCACUGGUCCCGUCCGCAGGGACACCUUCAGACAGAGAAAACCAAACACUAGCAGGCCUCCAUCCAUGCAUGUGGAUGACUAUGUUGCUAGAGAGAGAAGUGUCGACACCGUGGGGAAUAAUUCCAAUGUUAUUGCUGUUCAACGAUUAGGGUCUGGCGGUGGAAGACCUCCUUCAAUUCAUGUGGAUGAGUUCAUGGCUAGAGAAAGAGAGAGACAGAAUCCUAUGGUUGCUUCUGUAGUAGGAGAGCCAUCACCAUCACAAGUGAAAUCGGCUGCUGCUGUGGUCGAUAAUGAUGUUGAUAAGGAGAAAGCAAACAAGUCUAAGCAGCUAAAAACAGAUAUAGACGAUGAUCUCCAUGGUAUAGAUAUAGUGUUUGAUGCCGAAGAGUCUGAGACUGAUGACAAGUUGCUAUUUCCUCAGCCAGAUGAGAAUCUUCAGCAACCCGAUCCUGUUGUCAUACUUGAACAAAGCCCUCCUCAGUCAAUUGUUGAGGAGACACAGAGUGAUACUCUACUGGCAUCAUCCAAUGCUGAGGAAAAUGCACAGAGCGAGUUCUCUUCACGGAUGUCGGCUGCCACUAGACCUGAAAUGCCACUAACUCGAGAACAAAGUGUUACUUCAGAUAAGAAGUUUUAUGAGCAAUCUGAUGAUUUGAAGAGCCCGUUUCGGGGCAAAACAUCUGUGGGUAUUGAUUCUGUUGCUGGUGGUGGAUCUUUCUGCGAUAGUGGGCCAGGUUCUUCUACUUUGCAUGUACCAAUGGAUUUUAGAACAACUCCUCCAAAUGUCUAUAUGAAGAACAGCCCUCGCAGUGCAACAGGAUCUCGAGGAGGUUAUGAGCAUAGGAUUGGUAUGCAUCAACCGCCUUUGCCUCCAAUGCCGCCUCCAUCAUCAUCUGUCUCGCCUGGAAUCAUAUCACAGAGUCUUGAUCAUGGCCCAAGUCAGCCAUCCCCUUUCUUGAAGUCUUUUGCGGAGGCUCAAUCAGAUUAUCCUCCUGCUUUUGUAAACAGUCCUGCACGUCUACCAUCCUCUCAUUCAUUACCAGAUUCCAAGUACUCUUCAAGGAGUUCUAACAUGUCUUCACCGAGUGGGUCAGCUGGACCUCAUCCACCGCUUCCUCCCACACCACCACCGCCUUUCUCAGCUAGCCCUUACAAUUUUCCUUCCGGAAAGCCCGCUUCAACUCCGCAGUCAUCGGGAUAUUCUGAGUUCCCUAUGAUGGCUGGUGUAACUUCAUACCUGCAUCCUCCACUGAUGCAACCAUUGGUCUUCAAUAGGCCGGCUUAUGUAAACACAGCAGCAACUCAGCAACCGGGUGGUGACAUCCAGAACAUGCUGCAGAAUAUCCCCAUUGCUCAGUCAAUGCAGCAGUUGCAGCCUCUACAGCCGCCACUGCAACGCCCUUCACAGGCCCAUCUCUGGCCACCUUUACAGCCAUCUUCUCAUCAGCAGCAGCAGGAACAACAAGGGUUGCUGCCUUCGCAAAACCCAUUUCAGGUUCCAGUCCAUCAAUUACAGAUGAUGCAACAGCCUCAAAUGCCUACCAUGCAUGCUCACUAUCAAGCUCAACAGCUAGAGAUCCUUCAGUUGAGACAGCAGCAGCAAGUUGAACAAGUUCACGAGCAAGACCUGCAGCGUUAUCAAGGAGAUGCUUCUUCAUCUCAGCAACAGCGGGAUCUCUCAUUGCACGAAUACUUUAGAGAUCCCCAAGCAAUUACGGCUCUAUUGAGUAACAAGGAGGAGCUGUGCCGGCUCUUGGAGCAACACCCUAAAUUGAUGCAGAUGCUUCAGGUCACCACUACAACUGUAUCUUACAAGAUUUGAGAGAUUGGGGCAGCAAUAGCGAAGCUGUUGAGACACAGUAUCACUUUGCAGUGCUAGUAGCUGCCAAAUGUUCCAACAGUAGAUGCAAGGCUUCCAUGUGGGCAUCUUCAAGCUCUCCCCUAGUGGUUUUUGUUCAUUUUCCUUCCCCAUCUGUCUGAAUUUUCCACCAUUGUCGUCCAUGUAAGGAUUGUAUAUAUGUGAUUUUCAUGGUGGUUGAUAAUUUUGCGUAAUUGGGUGGUUUUGGUUUUAGUUCUAGUUCUUUGGCUUCUGGCCCCAUCCCACUUCAGUUGAGGAAAAUUUUCUGGGAAUUGAUGCGAUUUUUAGAUGAUCCAAGAUACGCCCAUAGUGGGCUGUUGAUCCUCUGUCUGUGAUGUAUAAUCUUCGAGCGCUAUGAGAUUAUAUGAAGGCUUAAAUUUAAGGAAAAAGAGAUUGAAGGAGAGGUCUAUAGUAAAUCAAUCAAAUUUAAUAUUUUACCAUUUUCAACUCAUUUUCACAAUAAACUAAA